GCUUGAGUAGGAAGAUACGCCCAUAUCUCCUGUCGCAUCUGCUCCGAACGAUCAACACCACACCCCCGCCCCCAUGGAAUCCCACCUCAUAGCUCGAGAGGAAAUCGGCAACGACGAUGCUGCCCAGGAUCUCUACGGCCUGGGAGUCCGGCUGGGAUUCUACCUCCAAGGCCUCGCCAUGAUCCUCUAUCUCUACGGCGACGAAGAAAACUACGGCAAGGGGCUGAAGAUAGCGUCGGGAAGCAUUACUGUAUCCAUUUUAGCCUCGUGGUUUUGCUACGCGGUGGAGCAGGCGUUUAGUCCCAGCGAGGCGAUUGUCGUUCUGAUGAUGGUGAUGUGCCUGGCCUUUCCGGCCAAAUAUACUCUGUGUAAUCCCCGAACCAUCAUGGGCGAAACCAUCGGGGUUCUGGCGGUGCUGCUCACCGAAUUGGGUACCUGCGCGGCCCUGCUGUGGACCUUUGGCACUCUAGUGCACAGCCUCCCUCGAUUGGGAACCCCGAAUGUGGUGUUUUUCUUUGCCCGGGUGUCCCUCACCGGCUGGGUCCGCUAUCUCGCCCUCGUUUAUCUCACCAUUGACGCCAUCACCUCCCUGAUGGUUGCCUCGAGAAUGGUUCGCGUCUUGAUGAUUGCCUGGACUGCCUACGCUGCCGGUCGCACCGAACCAUCCCCAGUCGAGCUUGACGAAAUCUCCGCCACCAUCAAGUGGAAGUCGGAAGAGUUCUUCCUGACCAUUCAGGUGUGGGUGGUUUGGGUCUUUACUAUUGUUACGGUGGAGGUCACGUUGUACUGGAAUCACUUGACGCCGGUGAUGGAUCUGCGCUCGCCGGGGCAGUUGAUCCCAUUUGUGACGGGGUUGAUCUUGUUGAUUGAUAGUCUUUCGGUGGUGAGCAGAGCGUAUCUUCCGCGGUAUGCAAGGGCGUGGAAGUUGCCUGGGGUUAUGGCGCAGCUCAAGGAGAAGCCGCAAUUGGAAGAUGAAUCGGAGGUUACGGUGUAA
Aspergillus sclerotioniger CBS 115572 is the source of this 994-nucleotide messenger RNA. RefSeq lists its product as uncharacterized. Lineage: Eukaryota; Fungi; Ascomycota; Eurotiomycetes; Eurotiales; Aspergillaceae. The transcript is spliced from 2 exons. The record is from RefSeq and is a predicted model, not a curated record. The coding region runs from base 74 to 994 and encodes 306 amino acids.